Molecule: messenger RNA, 2853 nt
Organism: Chionomys nivalis (European snow vole)
Lineage: Eukaryota; Metazoa; Chordata; Mammalia; Rodentia; Cricetidae
Gene: Vasn
Product: vasorin
Exons: 2
Coding region: 147-2165 (672 amino acids)
Cellular component (GO): plasma membrane
Molecular function (GO): protein binding
Source: RefSeq, a predicted model, not a curated record
CGGGGCUGGGAGACGCGGACGCCGCAGCCUCCGGACCCCGGGACCCCGGACCCUUCGGGACUGGCCGGAGACGAAGGACUGAGGCCCCACUGAGGCGGUGGGUCGCACCGCUCGGCUCCCUCGGCUGCCGCCUCCCGGAACGGAAGAUGCACCCCAGGAGCUGCCUGCCACCUCUCCUGCUGUUCCUGCUGCUCCUGGAGUCUGCAGUACAGGGCUGCCCAUCAGGCUGCCAGUGCAACCAGCCACAGACAGUGUUCUGUACUGCCCGCCAGGGAAGCACAGUGCCCCGAGACGUGCCACCUGACACGGUGGGCCUGUACGUCUUCGAGAAUGGCAUCACCACACUUGAUGUGGGCAGUUUCACUGGCCUCCCUGGCUUGCAGCUCCUCGACUUGUCACAGAACCAGAUCACGAGCCUGCCUGGUGGCAUUUUUCGGCCACUGGUUAACCUCAGUAACCUGGACCUAACUGCCAACAAACUGCAUGAGAUCUCCAAUGAGACCUUCCGGGGCCUGCGCCGCCUUGAGCGCCUCUACCUGGGCAAGAACCGCAUUCGCCACAUCCAGCCUGGAGCCUUUGAUGCGCUUGACCACCUCCUGGAGCUCAAGUUGCAGGACAAUGAGCUUCGGGUGCUGCCCCCACUGCACUUGCCCCGCCUACUGCUGCUUGACCUCAGCUACAACAAUAUCCCGGCCCUGGAAUCUGGAAUACUGGAUACCGCCAAUGUGGAGGCACUGAGGCUGGCUGGCCUAGGGCUGCGGCAGCUGGAUGAGGGGCUCUUUGGCCGCCUGCGCAACCUCCAUGACCUGGAUAUUUCUGACAACCAGCUGGAGCACAUGCCAUCUGUGAUCCAAGGCCUGCGCGGCCUGACACGCCUUCGGCUAGCUGGUAACACCCGCAUUGCCCAUGUCCGGCCUGAGGACCUGGCUGGCCUGACCGCCCUACAGGAAUUGGACGUGAGCAACCUGAGCCUGCAGGCCCUGCCCAGUGACCUCUCAAAUCUUUUCCCCCGCCUGCGCCUCUUAGCAGCUGCCCGAAACCCCUUCAACUGCUUAUGUCCCUUGAGCUGGUUUGGGCCUUGGGUGCGGGAGAGCCAUGUUGUGCUGGCCAGCCCUGAAGAGACACGCUGUCACUUCCCACCCAAGAAUGCUGGCCGACUGCUCCUGGAUCUGGACUAUGCAGAUUUUGGCUGCCCAGUCACCACUACCACAGCCACCAUACCCACCAUAAGGCCUACUGUCAGGGAGCCCGAGCCUUCACCUUCUAGCCGAGCUCCCACAUGGCCCAGCCCCACAGAACCAACUACCCAGGCGUCCACCUCACCAUCCACUGCCCCACCAACCGUGAGGUCUGCUUCUCAGCCCCAGGACUGCCCAGCAUCCACCUGCCUGAAUGGUGGUACCUGCCGCGUAGGGGCGAAACAUCACCGGGAGUGCCUGUGCCCCGAGGGCUUCACCGGUCUGUACUGUGAGAGUCCAGUGGGGCAAGGGAUGAAGCCUAGCUCCAUGCCAGACACCCCAAGGCCCCCUCGGCCCCUGCCCCUCACCAUCGAGCCAGUGAGCCCCACCUCUCUGCGUGUGGGGCUGCAGCGCUACUUGCAGGGCAACACUGUACAGCUCCGGAGCCUCCGCCUCACCUACCGUAACUUGUCUGGCCCUGACAAGCGCCUGGUGACCCUACGGCUGCCCGCUUCACUUGCAGAGUACACAGUCACUCAGCUGCGGCCCGAUGCCACCUAUUCCAUCUGUGUCACGCCCUUGGGGACUGGGCGGGUGCCUGAAGGUGAGGAGGCCUGUGGGGAGGCCAACACUCCCCAGGCUGUCCGCUCCAACCAUGCCCCAGUGACCCAGGCCCGUGAGGGCAAUCUGCCCCUCCUUAUCGCACCUGCCUUGGCCGCUGUGCUUCUAGCUGUGCUGGCUGCUGCAGGAGCAGCCUACUGUGUGCGGCGGGGGCGGGCAACAGCUACAGCUCAGGACAAAGGGCAGGUGGGACCGGGGACCGGGCCCCUGGAACUAGAGGGGGUGAAAACUCCCUUGGAGUCAAGCUCUAAAGCAACAGAGGGAGGUGGGGAGGCCCUGUCGGGAGGUCCUGAAUGUGAGGUGCCCCUUAUGGGCUACCCAGGGCCCAGCCUUCAGGGGGCCCUCCCCGGUAAGCACUACAUCUAAGCCGGGACCCAUAGAGCAGCCAGGCUUUUAGUCACCACCCCCUGCUGCCACACAAGCAAGUUCUCGAUAUGCACCACCGGGCACAUGCAUGACGGCGCUGUGGGACCUGUCCCCGACCCUCUCUGGCCUGGAUCUCAUUUGUGAGCUGCUAUGGCCCAGACGAACCAUCAUAGCCAUCACUAUGUCCAAAACAGGUACCUGCUGUCUGCUGCAGUGUGCGGCCCUGGGGUGUGAGUCCUGCCAUGUGCUGGUAACAUGGCUAGGCAUGCUGGGCUUCCCCACAUGGACUCUGGUGACCAGUGAAGGAAUCCCCCAGAAGUACUGGAUGGGGGAGGCACUAUGGCUGUGGCCUUGGCCCCAAAAGUGCGGGAACACUUGAAACUGGAAAGGAAGGUGCUCUGGGCACAAGUGGAUUUGCUUCUAUUGUUUUGUUUUGUUGUUUUGUUUUUUUUUAAAUGUAUUUAUAAAAGAUCAUUUCCCGUUUAUGCUGGGAAAGUGUUUUUCAAACUCAGUGACAAGGACUUUGGUUUUUGUAAGACUAUUGAUGAUAUGAAGGCCUUUUGUAAAAAAAUAAAAAACAAAACAGAUUGACUGUCUCUGGUUGGGCUUGGGGUGCAUGAGCUGUGUGUUCUGUGGACACCUAUGUCACUGGCCACACACCAGGCAUGGGUUUGCCAGGGCCGCUGCU